AUGACUGAGGACUCGGACCACAGAUUCAGUUAUCUCACAUGGGAUCAGAUUAAAGUCCUGGAUCAGGUUUUAACUGAGGCUAUACCUAUUCAUGGGAGAGGAAAUUUUCCAACCCUGGAGGUAAAGCCAAAGCAUAUAAUCCAUAUGGUAAAGGAGCAGCUUAUUGAGAAGCAGAUCCAUGUCAGGGACAUCCGCCUGAACGGUUCCACUGCCAGUCACAUCCUGGUGAAGCACAAUGGCACCAGUUACAAGGACCUGGACAUCAUUUUUGGAGUGGAGCUUCCCAGUGAGUUUGAGUUCCAGGUCGUUAAGGAAGCAGUUCUCAAUUGCCUGUUGGACUUCUUGCCAAAAUGUGUUAACAAGCAAAAAAUCACAGCUCAGACCAUGAAAGAUGCCUACGUGCAGAAGAUGGUCAAAGUCUCCACCGACCACGACCGCUGGAGCCUCAUCUCGCUGUCCAACAACAGCGGCAAGAACGUGGAGCUGAAGUUCGUCAGCUCGCUGCGGCGGCAGUUCGAGUUCAGCGUGGACUCCUUCCAGAUCAUCCUGGACUCCAUCCUGGCCAUCUACAGAGCCUCAGACCGGCCCCUGACACAGGACUGUCACCCCGCCGUCAUCGCCGAGAGCAUGUACGGGGACUUCAACCAAGCCAUGGACCACCUGAGGUACAAACUGAUCUCCACCCGGAACCCAGAGGAGAUCAGGGGGGGCGGCCUCCUGAAGUACAGCAACCUCCUGGUCCGUGACUUUAAGCCGGCGGAUGAGGCUGAAAUUAAAUCUCUGGAACGUUACAUGUGCUCCAGGUUCUUCAUUGAUUUUCCCGACGUUGCCGAGCAGCAGAGGAAAAUCGAGUCCUACCUGCGCAACCACUUCAUCGGGGAGGAGAAGAGCAAGUAUGACUACUUGAUGACCCUGCGUGGGGUGGUGAACAAGAGCACGGUCUGCCUCAUGGGGCACGAGCGAAGGCAAACCCUCAAUAUGAUCACAAUUCUGGCUUUGAAAGUGCUCGGAGAGCAAAACAUCAUCCCCAACGCGGCCAAUGUCACGUGCUACUAUCAGCCUGCUCCCUAUAUCAGUGACAGAAACUUCAGCAGCUACUACAUUGCUCAUGGACAACCCCCUGUGUUCUACCAGCCUUACCCUUUCCACAUACAGCUACAGAGCGGGAUGGUGUAG
Molecule: messenger RNA, 1176 nt
Organism: Cinclus cinclus
Lineage: Eukaryota; Metazoa; Chordata; Aves; Passeriformes; Cinclidae
Gene: TENT5D
Product: terminal nucleotidyltransferase 5D
Exons: 1
Coding region: 1-1176 (391 amino acids)
Biological process (GO): mRNA stabilization
Molecular function (GO): RNA binding; poly(A) RNA polymerase activity
Source: RefSeq, a predicted model, not a curated record